Molecule: messenger RNA, 6248 nt
Organism: Acanthochromis polyacanthus (spiny chromis)
Lineage: Eukaryota; Metazoa; Chordata; Actinopteri; Pomacentridae
Gene: trim45
Product: tripartite motif containing 45
Exons: 8
Coding region: 265-1989 (574 amino acids)
Biological process (GO): positive regulation of DNA-templated transcription
Cellular component (GO): nucleoplasm; chromatin
Molecular function (GO): ubiquitin-protein transferase activity; protein binding; zinc ion binding
Source: RefSeq, a predicted model, not a curated record
GAAGUCUUUGGACCACCCCGGAUAGUCUGCAGGGAGCUUCCUAUUGGUCUGGUGGGAACUGGGGUGUCGGAUGUCCGUGGAGCCGUGAACGCAGCCUGAGGAAAGUUUCCCAGGGAUCAUAAUUAGUGAGUUUGUUUUUGUAACAGUGAAGAAAACGGUCUUAUUAUGCAGGAGAGGGCCUGUGUAGAAGUUUCCCCUGAGCUCUGACAGUCUGCUGAGUUUGUUUGGUUUGUUUUUGGCACCAGAAGUCUCCAAAAACGCAGCAUGUCGGAGCAGAGCGCGGAGAAACCGGAACAAAAAGGCGACUCGGUGAACCCCCGGGCGGUUUGUAACGUGUGUAAACGCCUCUACCGGGACCCGAAGAUCCUGCCCUGCCUGCACAGCUUCUGCUCGGACUGCAUCGCCCAGCUGGAGCCGUUCUCCAAGUCUCCGCCGCUCCGCCGCCUGGACGCAGCGGAGGACCGGAGCGGCGAGGACCGAUCCGCCGUUACCGUUACCGUGCUCUGCCCCGACUGCGACUCCGAGGUGGAGCUCCCUCCGUCCGGGCCGGCCGGGCUGAGCACCGACCACCUGGCUCUGGAUGAGGUGUUCCUGGAGACGCUGGUGACCGACGGCCCGCUGGGCUGCGACCUGUGCGGGGAAGGAGACGCCGGGAGCCGCUGCGAGGUCUGCUGCGUCAACCUGUGCGAGUUCUGCCGCCAGGCGCACAGGCGUCAGAAGCGAACUUUGUCUCACUCUGUCCAGCCUCUGGAGGAUCUGAAGGCUCGAGGUCGCCUCUGCCGGCCCGUCCUCUGCUCCCUCCACCCUGGACAGGAGCUCCGGCUCUUCUGCCAGCCCUGCGACCUCCCCGUCUGCCUGGAAUGUGCCGCCACGCUGCACCGCGACCACCGAUGCUGCCCCACGCAGGACGUCAUCGAUCGCCACGGAGACCGCAUCCGGGAGCUGGUUGCCGGGCGACUGCGACCUCGACUGGAGCGUCUGGAGGAGUCACUGCAGAAGGUGGAAGCUUCCCAGGAGUCUCUGCAGAUGCGAGUAGAGGCGAUGGCCAGCGAGGUGAGGGCAUUUGCCCGAGGCUACGCCAGCGCUGUGGAGCAACACUGCCUGUCACUGCUGCGUCGCCUCGAGGAGCUCCGAGUCCAACGAAGGAACCAGCUCCACCUGCAGAGGGCGCAGCUGCAACAGGCGCUGCUGGACGUCCGUGGCGGCGUCGACUUUGCCGAGCGACUGCUGAGCUGCGGCUCCGACACCGAGAUCCUCAGCGCCAAAGGGGUGACGCUGAGGAGGCUGACCAGCCUAUCAGAGAGCGGCUACGACCCCCACCCGGCAACCGUCGCCCCUGACGACGGUGGCGGCAUCUGCUUCGUGCCCAACGAGCCGGCGGGUGAAGUGGAGGGAUACCCGGUGGUCGGAGUGAUCAACUCCAGGACGGUGGACGUCAGCAGGUGUACCAUCGAAGGAGAAGGUCUGCAUCGAGGCGUUCAGGGCCAGAGAGGAAACUUCACCCUCGUGUGCCGAGACCCAGCCGGAGAGCAGAUGGUUCGAGGUGGAGAGAACGUCCAGGUCAGCAUCGUCCACAAGGAGAAGAAGAAAUGCACAGUGGAGACGACAGUGGUGGACAACAGUGACGGAUCCUACAGUGUUUCAUUCACACCUGAAGAACCAGGAGUUUACUCAGUGUGGGUUUGUGUCAAAGCUCAGCAUGUCAAGGGUUCUCCGUUUGUUCUGACUGUAAAGAGGAAGCUGAGGCGUCACAGUGGGACGUUUCACUGCUGCUCAUUCUGCUCCAGUGGAGGAGCUAAAGAGGCUCGAUGUGGCUGCACAGGAACGAUGCCAGGAGGCUUUAAAGGCUGUGGUCACGGACAUAAGGGGCAUCCAGGGAAGCCUCACUGGUCCUGUUGUGGCAGCACAGUGCAGCAGUCCGAGUGUCUGCCUCAGAGCGUUUUGGCUUCAGUUUCCCCUCGGAGCCACCUGAGAACUGUGGAGCUCUGAAAGUGACGAGAUGAUGCAAGGUGACGCAGGACGGCAGCAAGAAAGCUUCGGGUUUGUUUUGGAAACAUUGAAAAGAUCAGACAGAGGAAGUACAACUCUGAAGACACAGAUACAGGAGCCAGUUUGUCAUUAGAGACAAACAAGGACAAACACCAAAGUGUGAGACUGAAGAUCUCAAUCUGAGUUAUAAAGUUCUUUGACUAAACUCUGCCAACUUGACAUCUACUCCGGAGUCAAAUGUGCUAAAAGUUUGGAUGUCCUCAGUAUAGCUGUAAACUAGCUGUAGUACCUGCUUUUGCCACCAGAUGGAGCCUCUUAGGUGGGAAGUUUAGUAAAGGAGCACCGUGACAGAGACUUCCACGAGACUUUAGUGAGAUCAGGCCAGCACACAGGCUUUAAAUCAUGCUAAAGGAAUGACGUGACCACAGAUUAGAUUAGCUGUAGUACCUGGUUGUGCCACCAGGUGGAGCCCCCUUAUGUCUAUCACUGCUAGUUUCUGAUCAAGAUUAACAACAGUUGUAGUGUGAGUCAUGAAAAUGAAUCAAGUUUUCUUUGUUUAAUGUUAAAAACAAGUCUCCAAACUGUUCCCAUUUGAGACCUAAAGACCACAGUGUAUGAUUCUGCUGUUAUUGUACCUGAUAAUGGCCUAAAUAUGCUAAAUACACAAUUUAUAUAAAUACAACUCGUAGUAACAACUUAAAAUACAGAAUAAAUAUAGUGAUAUUUUGGGAUAAAUGCAAGUACUGCUUUGGCUAAAAUAACCUUUGAAACUAUAGGAACUCAGUACUUCUUGUGUGGAAUACUCGUAGUAUUUCGAGUGGAACCAGCCUUUGAAGUCGUGCACUUUGGCAGUCAUUUAUUGCUGUAGAUAGUGCUGUCUUGGAACAAAUAGCUUCAGGUAUGCAGCCCUAGAAAUGUGGUUCUGAAAGUACAGAAGAGCAUUGUGGGAGUUUAGCUCGUAAAGGAGCACCAUGACAGACACUUCUACAAGGUUUAAUGACCUCCAGCUAGCACACGAGUGUUCAGUUAAACUGGGAUAAACAAGAAUGCCGAUUCGCACAUUUUAACAUUAAUUAUUGUGGAGGUUUUUCCGUUUCAGUCUGAAAAAAGAUUGAUAGACACACACAAGAUUACAACAAACUGUCUGCCCAGUUUCACAAGUUUAGCAAAAAUCCUGACACUUUAACAACGAUGAAUCCUGCAGUGUUACAUAUCUAAAGUCUGAAAAAAGCUUAUUUAAAUGUAAAACGUAUUAGAAUAGAAAUACUAAGAAUCUCCAGAAAGUAUUUUUAUAGCCUAAUGAAAUGUAGUUCUUCAUGUACAAUUAUGAAGCUGUAAAGUAUACAAUAUUUUCUGAUAAUUAGCAUCUCAUGUUGUGUAAGGAACAUAGCAAACAGUCUCUAAACUAUAUAUUUAGCAUUAAUAUCCACACCAAUAUUUUACUUAAAUUUAGAAUUUCCUUUACAGUAGUGACCGUUGUGUAUUCUGUUUAUAAGGUAAUUAAUGUACAGUUCUUGUACUUGAAGUUUAUUGACUGUCAUUUAAUAGUGGGAAUUUUUUUUCCAUUAAAACUACUGUACUUUUGUUUCUACGUUUAUACUAAACUACUGCACAUUUGUUAUUAGAACUUAGAAUUUAAUGUGCCUUUUACUGAAUCCUAUAGACGUAUUAGCAGCAGGUAUUCAGGCUUUAAUUAUGCUCCCUUACGGAUGCACAUUUGAACAAUUGCGGACAUUAUGGAUGUGUAGGUUGAACAAAACGCCAACACAUGGUUUCCACAUGACCGAUGUUGACUUAAAAAGCAGAUAGCAUUUCAUUGCUGUUUAUAUUGAACCCAGAAAAACACUCAGGACUCCCGUGGAUGUUUCAGAAAGUUGUGACUUUGUACUUUUUACAGGAUUAAAGUGCUAGUUACACAUUGGCAUGAGGCUUGUCGAGUACAUUGCGCAAACAUUGCACAAGAUAUCUGGAGAAUUUAGAACUUCCUCCUGUGUUGGGGUGUCAUUAUUGGAAAGAAUCUACCAAUCAAAGCAAUUGCAAAAUCCAGCAGAGACUAAUUUACAGUUACAACUCUUAGAAUGCUGAAUUAUAAAGGUGUGGAUGAUGAAGAAUCUUCUCCAACAGUCUUUCUUUAUAACAAUCAUUUGAUUUUAGCACCAUUUCAUUUUCCUCACGUAUGUAUGGUCACAGAUAUUGGUCUACAUGUGGACCCUUACAGACAAGAAAGCAUGAAGCGCCCUUGUAGCCUUGAUUGUACUCCCUUUAUAGAUUUAGACACCACAGAUGUGCAGCUGUUUUUUCAUUGUUUUGCUUUUAUUAAUCUACUUUUCAACUCUGCUUCGAGGACUCUGUUUCAUAUAUGCACAGUCGGUCAACAUCUAGGUAUUCUGGGCAUGGACGUGUGCACCUUUGUGAAUGUUUUGGGCUGAACAAAGUCAUCCAUGGAGGGUCUUUAUGGACUUUCAUGGACUUUGGGAGAUGACGGAAGUCAUGCAGACCCUCAUGAACUUCUAAACAUCGAGGAUAGUGCUGAGCCUGUACUACUUUCUAGUCCAUACAUGUACCGUGGGUUUGUCAUAGGGCUAGGAAUAGGAUCUGUCAUCUCCACGCUUCCCAUUCACUGCAAUGCCUUCUGGUAGCAGCAUGUUGUGUUUUAAGAGACGGGGCAUCACAUUCGCUGCUCCCGAUUAGCCUUAUUGUACAUGUCCUCAGAAUUCGUCAGUUUAUUGCAUCCCAUUCACUGUCAAUGUGAAAUGUGUUACAGUGCAUUUCGAGCUGGAAUCCCAUGCAUUGCCUCAGAGAUCAUUUGCCUAAAUUAGUUUAAUUCUACUUUAUGCAAAUGCAGAGUGGGGAAUGGAGGUUCAACACAUCCUGAACCUUUCGUGAAACUUUAGUGAAACGUUCAUGAAACUAUCACGAAACUUUCAUGAAAUGUCUAAACUAGGCGUCGUUGAACUAAAACAACGACAGAUUCAGCUACCUAUUUCUCGCCUGAGGUGCUUUCAAAAAUUUUUUUGCUGAAGUGUUUUCAAAAUAAGCGAGAAAGAUUGUGACUGAGCCACCAUGUUGGUCUGAUACAUCUACUGGACUGAAGGUCUGAAGGGCUGUUAUGUGACCACCUAGUGGCCCACUAGUGCCGCCUUCCAAAUAUUCAGAUGCGAUGUGUUUCCACAUCCCUGAAGACACAUAGCUUGACUACUUUGUGCACUCAGUGCCUCUGGGACCUACCGAAAAACUCUUAAAUGAAGACAUAUUUACCAACUGCACUCCUUAUUUUUCACCUCAAGUGUUCUCAACAACACAUUUUGUUGAACUGUUUUAGUUAUUUAAGGUUGCAAAUGGGCCACCGUGUUGGUCUGGUUGGAAAUCCAGGAGCAGACAGUGAAGUGUUCAUCCACUCAGGUGCGUCCAGCGUUUUCAAGAUUGUCAAAAUGUUUAGUCUGUUACCACACUAUGUAGUCGUACAUCCAUCAAGCAUCCAAUACUUUGGACAUGUACUGUUGGGCAAGUGAUGAACUUUACAUCAUAUAAACUCGAACUCUGGCCUUCCUUGUAUGCAAUAAGGUGACGAAAUUACCAAAUACUUCAUAUUUACCUUUUAUGUAUUUGUUGCACUUUUCAAAUGUUACUUUUGUGGUACAAACUACAGGUAUUUGUACUUCUGAGCUGAUAAUGGUAAUGUGGUGCGAUAGACUGUCUCAGUUUGUGAAUAUUACUGUUUGUAUAGCGAGAUUUUGUAAGAUUACAUACGAAACACUGGUCAGGAUGGAAACAGCUCAUGAAUAGAGCUCGUGAAUAGAAACUGGAGUUCACUGUGUUUUAAAACUCAACCAGAAUGUUAAACCUCAACUUGUGCACUUGUAGAUUUCUCACUAUUGUUGGUAGAACGAUGAAGAAAAUCAGCACCUGACAGGUUUCCUUUAGGUUUUUUUUUAGCUGGUAAAGACUUCCAAUCACAAACCUGGAACUCAUCCUGAGCCUCUCUGUGUAUUUUUGUGUAUUCUGAAUAACAAAUAUGUUAACUGUGAGUAUAAAUGCAUGUUUUAAAGUAAAAUAGAACUAUGCAAAUACUUCACAUCUCUUCAUCUUGUGGUCCAACAUCUUCAGAUUAAGGGAGAACCUCCUGAACGCUGACAUUUCAGAACGUUUCUGCUCAUGUGUUAAAAAAGUGCCUUUUUCAUUUUUCCAGCAUUUUAUACUGAAGCCUGUAAACCUGAACAAUGAAAUAAACAGUUUCUACAUCCUGAUUUCAAACUGAA